Recurvomyces mirabilis is the source of this 801-nucleotide messenger RNA. RefSeq lists its product as uncharacterized. The record is from RefSeq and is a predicted model, not a curated record. The coding region runs from base 1 to 801 and encodes 266 amino acids. The transcript has 2 exons. Lineage: Eukaryota; Fungi; Ascomycota; Dothideomycetes; Mycosphaerellales; Teratosphaeriaceae.
AUGAAGGUAGCAAACCUGCUCGGCCUGCUUCAAGAACUUCGAGAUCAGAUCGUACAACAAGCAUUCCAGGCCGAGUACUUCGUUGAUACGAUCGCCAACGAUGCAUGUCAUCCUGUAGUUCCUUCAGCUGGCCUACUCCUGGCAUCCAGACAAAUGUACGAUGAGGCCAAUACUUCGUAUACGAUAGCCUUGCGGCGCUUCUGGCUUGUUAAUACGCAGAAGGGCAAUGACGAUUUCCGCGAGAGUGAAAUCGAGUCGCAGUCGCAACAGAUGUGCGUACCACUUCAUCGGAACCACGAGCAUGUCAAUAUAUGCUUAAACUUCCAACCAGCCACGUUCGACAAGAAUGGUUCAAUGGAGCUGCCGCAGCGAGUCAACGUUACACUCUUCCCGAGGAUGUAUUUGGACACAGCAAGGAGGCAAUCGAUGCCCUUCAGGCUAGCGCACGAUCAAGUCGAACUCCUUGCAAAUCAGGCUCAGACCACCAAGUCUACUAUGGAUGCCUAUCCUGAAGUUGAUACUAAUCUGAAUGCUCAAACGCCGCCAGACCCAGGCUGGAGCUUCUGCACAACGUCAGAGACUGGCUUCGUGCACGGUGUCCACCAUCUCACGAAUGCUUUGAACGAGACCACAAGCAUGCUUCCCAACCAGUCGAAGGAUCAUCAAGCGACCGUAUUUCUUGGUCUAGCAUCCCAGGUGCAAGAUCUGUGUGGUCCGAGUACGGCUGGCAAAGCCACUCCUUCCCUGCUCAUCAUCUGCAUCGUUAUCACCAUCAUCGACAGCAUCACGCGUCGCCACUAA